CGCUUAGUCGGCCGGGGCUAGGCGGCAUGGCGGACCCCGAUGAGCGGUCAGGAUGGCUAACUGGUUGGCUUCCUACAUGGUGUCCUACAUCUAGAUCAUUGCUUAGAGAAGCCGAAGAGAAAAUUUUAAAGUGUGUCCCUGACACAUACAGCAAAGAAGCUGUCUUCAUAUCCAAUGGAAAUAAAAUAUGGACGCUGAAAUUUUCUCAAAGCCUUUCAGAUAAAACUCCACUUGUUCUUCUCCAUGGCUUUGGAGGCGGGGUUGGACUCUGGGCACUAAACUUUGGAGAUCUUUGCCAAGAUAGACCCGUGUAUGCCUUUGACCUGUUGGGAUUUGGAAGGAGUAGUAGGCCACCGUUUGACACGGAUGCAGAGGAAGCGGAGAACCAGUUUGUGGAAACAAUUGAAGAAUGGAGGUGUGCAGUAGGCUUGGACAAAAUGAUCUUACUUGGGCACAACUUGGGUGGAUUCCUGGCUGCUGCUUAUUCACUAAAAUAUCCAUCAAGGGUAAGCCAUCUUAUCUUGGUGGAGCCCUGGGGCUUUCCAGAGAGGCCUGACCAUGCCGAUCAGGAUAGACCAAUUCCGGUCUGGAUCAAAGCUUUGGGUGCCGUAUUGACUCCCUUUAACCCAUUAGCGGGACUCAGAAUUGCCGGACCCUUUGGUUUAAGUCUUAUGCAACGUCUAAGGCCUGAUUUCAAGCGAAAGUAUGCCUCAAUGUUUGAAGAUGAUACGGUGACAGAAUAUAUCUACCACUGUAAUGUACAGUCACCCAGUGGUGAAACAGCUUUCAAGAACAUGACUAUUCCCUAUGGAUGGGCAAAAAGACCAAUGCUCCAACGAAUUGGUAAGAUGAGCCCAGACAUUCCAAUCUCUGUGAUCUAUGGAGCCAGAUCGUGCAUAGAUGGCAAUUCUGGGAAUACUAUCCAGUCUCUCCGACCCCAUUCACAUGUGAAGACCAUUGCUAUCCUUGGGGCAGGACACUAUGUGUAUGCUGAUCAACCAGAAGAGUUCAACCAAAAAGUGAAGGAGAUCUGUCAUAGUGUGGACUGAUCCUCUGCAGCUCUUUGUGGAAAAGCCUGAUGACUGAUGCAGUUCCUAAGCAAUAAUUUAUUGAAUAUGAUAAAGAAUAAGGAAUGCAAGACAAGGAAGCCAAGCAGUUAACUGGACUGGGUUUUGCACAUUUGGUAUUUCUUCCAUGAAGUCACGUGUACACUUAAGCCGGAUAGUGCCUUUUUGGGUGGGUGGUUGAUUGGGUGGUUGCUGUCUAAUAGCUCACUCUAAAGGAUGAAGAAGACUCACACUAACUCCUUUAAAGAAAAGAUUAUUUACCCUCAUGACUGAAAAAUUGCAAUUCUUCAACUGGAAGGUUUUUUUCAUGUACAUCUAACUUUGCUGUAUUGGGUGCAGUUUCUAUCCUAUUCCUUCUUGCUUUAGUGAAGACUUCUCUUUUCAGUCUUACAGUAUGUACCGAAAGGUAUCGUUUUAGUUGUGCUAUCUCUACAUGCAGUUAAAAUGUCUUCAGGCUUGGCUAGCCCUAUCAGCUGUCAGUUGGUCUUGUAUCCAACUGGGUCAAACUUACUUAAGAGCCUGAUUUGAGGGAAUGAUAUGACAUGCUAUGAACCUAGCUCUCGUGGUGCUGGGCAGGGCCACAAUAAGAACAUCCUUGCAGACUAGAGGAACAAAACAGAAUUCAGGCCGGGUGGUUGGUAUUUUAAGAUGGAAAGGCCAGUAAUAGGAAACCAUGCUGUUGCUUCUGUACUACUUCUGCCCAUCUUUCAACACAACCUUUCUUUCACAAGUUUUAAGUCUCUGGAAAAUUCAGUCCACAAGUAGCUAUGUUUUCGUAAACACUGGAUUUUUAAUCAUGAAACUGAGGUCCUAAAGUCCUGAAAUAUCUCAGCCUGCAGGAUCUCUUGUUUUUAAAUAUAAAACGUGGACAAAAUCAUCCAUUUUGAGCCACACUUAAAACAGCUAAAAAUUAGGUAUAAGUAAAGCUGUUUAGGGAAUGCAUUUUUCUGGAAUGUUGCAAAAGGCCAACAGUAAUAUAUUCACUAGUAACUGGUACCUGUGGAUUGAGGGGUAGAACUGAAAUCAAUUUGUAGUCAAUAAAGCACAUCCAAGGAAACUGUGGAUACUUCGUAUUAAAAGUUCUUUGUGUUUGAUUGUAAUACAACAGGAUAGCAUGCCAGCAUUGUUCUUUAUAACACGUUGGAUAAGUUUGAAAAGUCGUUCGUAAAUAUAAGCAAAAGAACUGUUGCUCUAAGCCAAAUCAGUGUUUUUACAGAAGUUUACACAAUUAAAUAACUUGAAUCUCAAUUGAUAUAUUUUUCUCGGUAAGUUAAAAUAAACUCUAAACAAAUAAGA
Molecule: messenger RNA, 2363 nt
Organism: Tachyglossus aculeatus (Australian echidna)
Lineage: Eukaryota; Metazoa; Chordata; Mammalia; Monotremata; Tachyglossidae
Gene: ABHD5
Product: abhydrolase domain containing 5, lysophosphatidic acid acyltransferase
Exons: 7
Coding region: 27-1049 (340 amino acids)
Biological process (GO): negative regulation of triglyceride storage; positive regulation of triglyceride catabolic process
Cellular component (GO): lipid droplet
Source: RefSeq, a predicted model, not a curated record